Messenger RNA from Ailuropoda melanoleuca (giant panda), 9980 nucleotides. RefSeq names its product collagen type IV alpha 4 chain (gene COL4A4). Gene Ontology annotation, biological process: glomerular basement membrane development. NCBI's taxonomy places the organism in Eukaryota, Metazoa, Chordata, Mammalia, Carnivora, Ursidae. The coding region runs from base 507 to 5456 and encodes 1649 amino acids. The transcript has 47 exons. The record is from RefSeq and is a predicted model, not a curated record. Gene Ontology annotation, molecular function: extracellular matrix structural constituent conferring tensile strength. Gene Ontology annotation, cellular component: collagen trimer.
GGGACAGGUGGGCGCAGAUCCAGGGUAAGGGGUUGGGAGAUGAUGCUCCCAAGGUCCUGGGGCCUAGGCGGGGCCGGGGGGCGCGGGUCGGAGGUGGGGAAUUUGGGAGUGUGCGCUGGGGAGGCGGCUGAGCGGGGUGGGGGGAGUGGCCAGCGGCCGUGCCCAGAUUAAGCGCGAGGCGCGCCGGGCGUCCGCACUCGAGGGGCCCAGCCUGCUCUGGGCUCCCGCGGCGGUGCCAUCGCGCCGCUCCCCGCUUCUCAACCCGCCGCGGACUCGCAGCCGCCGCACUUGGCGGUCAGAGCGCCGCGACCGCGCUGCGUCGCGCGUGGAUUUGGACGCGGCGCAGCCCGGACGUGCGGCGCAGAGCCGGCUGUGACCAGGCGGCUUCCGGCGCAGCGGGUGUCCCCGGAGGAUCUAGAGCCUCACUUAUAAGUCAGUCUUCUGGAAGAGAUGAGAAACCUGACAUAAUUUUUUGUAAGUACCAAGACUUGACUGUGAAGUAAUCCAUGCACAUGGCGUCCGUAAGGUGCUCACUGAUGUGGAUCAAGCCCUUCACUGCACAUCCCUGGUCACUUAUACUUAUCCUUUUUUCUCUACAACAUGUAUAUGGGAGUGGAAAGAAGUUUGUGGGUCCUUGCGGAGGAAGAGAUUGCUCAGUGUGCCAGUGUUUUCCUGAAAAAGGGUCUCGGGGUCAGCCAGGACCUCUGGGGCCACAGGGUCCUAUUGGACCCCUGGGACUGCCUGGACCUGUUGGCAUUCCAGGAGAGAAAGGGAUGAGAGGUGACAGUGGUCCUCCUGGGGCAGCAGGUGACAAAGGUGAUAAGGGUCCAACUGGUGUUCCUGGAUUUCCAGGUUUGGAUGGCAUACCUGGGCAUCCAGGGCCUCCUGGAUCCAGAGGCAAGCCUGGCAUGCAUGGCUAUAAUGGUUCACGAGGUGAUCCAGGGUUUCCAGGAGAAAGAGGAGUUCCUGGCCCAGGAGGCCCCCCAGGCCUUCCUGGGGAAAGUGGAGAAAAAGGAAACUCAGUGUUCAUUUUAGGUGCCAUUAAAGGUAUUCAGGGCGACAGAGGGAACCCAGGACCUCCCGGCUUGCCGGGAUUGAGGGGGACAAGAGGACCAGCGGGCCCUAUGGGACAUCCAGGAGAGCCCGGGUUAGCUGGUGCUCCGGGCCAUCCUGGGAGACCAGGCUUGAAGGGCAAUCCUGGCGUGGGAGUAAAGGGGCAAAUGGGAGACCCGGGUGAAGUUGGCCAGCAAGGUUCCCCUGGACCCACCUUAUUGGUACAGCCGCCUGACUCUUGUUUGUAUAAAGGAGAAAAGGGCAUAAAAGGAAUGCCUGGUAUGAUUGGACCUCCAGGACCACCAGGACCCAAGGGAGAACCUGGAAUUGGGGCAAAAGGAGAGAAGGGUAUUCCUGGGUUCUCAGGACCUCGGGGUGAUCCUGGUUCCUAUGGAUCUCCAGGUUUUCCAGGAUUAAAGGGGAAACCAGGACUGUUUGGAGAACCUGGAUCAUUUGGAUUUCUUGGCCCAAAGGGGGAUCCCGGAGACCGCGGGUACCCAGGACCACCGGGGGUUUUGGUAACUCCAUCUCUUCCACUCAAAGGCCCUCCAGGGGAUCCGGGGCGCCCUGGCCGCUAUGGAGAAACGGGAUCUGUUGGACCACCUGGUCCCCCCGGUCCCUCCGGUCCACCAGGGGAAGCCUGUGCAGGCAUGAUGGGACCCCCUGGGCCAAGAGGGUUUCCUGGUCAUCCGGGAUUUCCAGGGGCAGCUGGUAUCCCUGGGAGAGCUGAUUCCAGUCCAGGAAAGCCAGGGAACCCAGGACCGCCUGGGUUGCCUGGAGCACAAGGGCUGCAGGGACCUCCGGGAUCAGACGUUAUAUAUUGUAGUGUUGGGCACCCUGGACCACAAGGAAUAAAAGGCAAAGUGGGUCCUCCAGGAAGAAGAGGCUCAAAAGGAGAAAAAGGAAACGCGGGGCUCUGUGCCUGUGAGCCUGGUCCCAUGGGCCCACCAGGCCCUCCGGGACUUCCUGGGAGGCAGGGUAGUAAGGGAGACUUGGGGCUCCCUGGGUGGCUUGGAGAGAAAGGUCACCCAGGCCCUCCUGGUGCUGAAGGAUCUCCAGGACCACCAGGAAAACAUGGUACCUCAGGACCACCUGGCAGCAAAGGAGAAAAGGGUGACAUGGUUGUAUCAAGAGUGAAAGGGCACAAAGGAGAAAGAGGUCCUGAUGGGCUCCCGGGAUUUCCAGGGCAACAGGGACAACAUGGUCGAGAUGGACUUCCUGGAAGAAAAGGGGAUCCAGGCCCCCCAGGGGAUCAUGAAGACGCACUCCCAGGUGAUGAAGGGUCUCCUGGACCGCCGGGCCCCCCGGGCAGAGCAGGACCUAGGGGACAACCAGGUCUGGGAUUUCCUGGCCCACCAGGCGAGAGAGGGCCACCAGGAGCUCCAGGCCGCCCUGGCGAGAGGGGCCUCGAGGGCUUGAAGGGUCAGAAAGGCGAUACAAUUUCUUGUAAUGUCACCUACCCUGGGAGGCCAGGGCCCCCCGGGUUUGAUGGGCCUCCAGGACCAAAGGGAUUUCCAGGUCCUCCGGGUGCUCCGGGGUUGAGGUGUUUGGAUGGGCAGAAAGGUCGGCCUGGCAGACCAGGAAUAUCAGAAAUCCCGGGUCCACCUGGCUUUCGUGGUGACUUGGGCGAUCCGGGUUUUGGAGGUGAAAAGGGGUCUUCCCUUCUUGGGCCCCCAGGCUUUCCUGGUUCUCGUGGAGCAAAUGGUCAGAAAGGAGUCGUGGGAGACACUGCCUAUGGCCAACCAGGUGCCCCAGGAAGGAGAGGUCUUUCAGGAGUGCCAGGGUCAAAAGGACACAGAGGUGACCCAGGACGUCCAGGCUUUGCAGGGCCAGCAGGCAGGCCGGGACUCCCAGGUCUCAAAGGACCCAGAGGCAGAGAGGGAAGUGCUGGGUUUCCAGGAAUCCCAGGUCCGCCUGGUCAUUCCUGUGAAGGAGGCACCCCAGGGACACCAGGGCAACCGGGACUCCCCGGGGCUCCGGGCCGUCCAGGUGCCCCAGGUUGGAAAGGACAGAGAGGGGAUGUGGGGCCUCCUGGUCCCGCUGGAAUGAAGGGCCUCCCUGGAGUCCCGGGACGGCCAGGGACAGAUGGUCCCCUAGGACUCCCAGGCAUCCCAGGCCUCUCAGGGGAUGAUGGACAGCCUGGUCUUCCAGGCCCAAAGGGAUCCCAGGGGCUGCCUGGCUUCCCCGGUUUUCCAGGGGAAAGAGGAAAGCCUGGCCCUGAGGGACGCACUGGCAGGAAGGGGGACCCGGGAGAGGAUGGUCGGCCUGGCUUCCUCGGAGACCAGGGGGUGAAAGGUGCCAAAGGAGAGAGAGGACCCCCAGGAGAUGAAGGAGAGAUGGCUAUCAUUUCCCAAAAGGGGAAAACCGGGGAACCCGGACCUCCGGGAGAUGGUGGAUUCCCAGGAGAAGAAGGUGCUAAAGGCGAUCCUGGGAUACAGGGGAGGAGAGGAGAGCCAGGAAGACACGGAGCACCCGGAUUCCACAGAGGGGAGCCUGGUAGAACCGGGCAGCCAGGGCUUCCUGGACCCCCAGGCCUCCCAGGCUCACCUGGGCUGAGAGGAAUUAUUGGUUUUCCGGGAUUUCCAGGUGACCAGGGUGAGCUGGGUUCUCCAGGGUCCCCCGGACUUUCAGGAGUUGAUGGAAUGAGAGGACCUAAAGGAAACAGAGGUGACCCUGCUAGUCAGUUCGGCUCACCUGGUCCAAAGGGUGAACCAGGUAGCCCUGGAUGUCCAGGACAUCUUGGAGUACCCGGGGAGCAGGGCUUUCCCGGUGUUCAAGGGCCCACAGGACCACCCGGAAGGCCAGGCCUACCUGGUGCCUCUGGACCACCAGGAUGUCCAGGUAAUCAAGGGGUGCCUGGGCUGCAGGGACCUCCAGGAGAAACAGGGGAUCUCGGGUCAAGAGGCAUGAUGGGAGAUCCAGGGACACCAGGUCUUCCGGGAAUAAAAGGUUCCUCUGGGUCGCCUGGUCUGAACGGCUUACAUGGUUUAAAGGGUCAGAAGGGAGCCAAAGGCGCUUCAGGUCUGCACGAAGUGGGCCCACCUGGUCCAGUGGGCAUACCUGGGCUGAAAGGAGAGACGGGAGACCCUGGGAGCCCGGGAAUUUCUCCCCCCGGCCUUUCUGGAGGAAGAGGUCCCCCCGGCCCUCCAGGGAGACCUGGAUCACCUGGUCCUGCAGGUGCCGCAGGAAGAGCUCCUGAAGGGGACAUUCCUGACCCAGGUCCACCCGGAGAUCAGGGACCUCCUGGCCCCGAUGGUCCAAGAGGAGCACCUGGGCCCCCAGGCCCCCCUGGGAGUGUUGACCUUCUGAAAGGGGAACCAGGAGACUGUGGUCUGCCGGGGCCUCCAGGUCCCCCGGGCCCACCCGGGCCUCCAGGACACAAAGGCUUCCCAGGAUGUGAUGGAAAAGAUGGCCAGAAAGGACCAAUAGGAUUCCCAGGGCUGCAGGGGCCACAGGGACUUCCUGGCCCCCCUGGGGAGAAGGGUUUACCUGGCAUUCCAGGCAGAAAGGGGCACCCUGGUCUUCCAGGUUCCAGAGGUGAGCCAGGGCCGCCCGCCGACGUGGAGUCCUGUCCCCGAAUCCCCGGGCUUCCCGGGGUACCAGGCCCAAGAGGACCAGAAGGAGCCAUGGGGGUCCCUGGAGCGAGAGGGCCCCCAGGACCAGGCCCUCCUGGGCCCACUGGGGACCCCGGGCCCGAAGGGUUUGGGCCUGGCCACCUCAGUGGCUUCCUCCUGGUUCUCCACAGUCAGACGGACGGAGAGCCCGCCUGUCCCGCGGGCAUGCCCAGGCUCUGGACGGGCUACAGUCUCUUAUACCUGGAAGGACAGGAGAAGGCACACAAUCAGGACCUCGGUCUGGCAGGGUCUUGCCUUCCCAUGUUUAGCACGCUGCCCUUCGCCUACUGCAACAUCCACCAAGUGUGCCACUACGGCCGCAGGAACGACCGGUCCUACUGGCUGGCCAGCGCCGCACCGCUGCCCGUGACGCCGCUCGCCGAGGAGGCCAUCCGCCCGUACAUCAGCCGCUGCGCCGUGUGCGAGGCCCCGGCCCCCGCCGUGGCGCUGCACAGCCAGGACCAGUCCAUCCCCCCGUGCCCACGCACCUGGAGGAGCCUCUGGAUCGGGUACUCGUUCCUGAUGCACACAGGGGCUGGGGACCAAGGAGGAGGGCAGGCCCUCAUGUCCCCUGGCAGCUGUCUGGAAGACUUCCGAGCCGCGCCGUUCCUCGAAUGCCAAGGCCGGCAGGGAACUUGCCACUUUUUUGCGAACGAGUAUAGCUUCUGGCUGACGACAGUGAGCCCUGACUUGCAGUUUUCCUCGGCGCCCUCCCCGGACACCUUGAAAGAGAGCCAGGCCCAGCGCCAGAGGACCAGCAGGUGCCGGGUGUGCAUGAAGUCCAGCUAGAGAACCCACAACUGGCCAGCAUGCCGCCAGGAGAGGCUUCCUCGCGGGCCCAGGGGGCCCAGGCUGUGCGAAGAGAUUAAUGGUGCUCAUUUCAGACCCCACUUUCAGCUGCCCCUUCCGUUUAGAUGUGGUUACUCCCACCGCCCUCUCAUUCCUUCCUCUGUUCGGGGCAGAUUAAGCAAAAGCUCCCUUUUUAGAUUUGGACCUACCAAGCUAGAUGAAACCCAGCUAUUCUUAUGUUUUUGCGGAUGAUGGAAGAGCUGGCUUUAUUCAGAAUGAUGCUAAUUCACAGGAAGGCAAAGAGAUGAUAAAGGCCGGAUUACAAACUGCAUUACUGAAAACUUCACUCAUGGGUUAAUAGCGUCUCAAACAAUUGAAGUCAAUUACUCUAUAAUACAGUGGGCUUCUGGAUGGAUUUUGUAGGAAAAAAUAAAUAGGCCAACAAAUGAAAGUAGAAAGUAGAGAUUUCCAACAUCUCAGAAUGAUUUCCUCUGUAAUCUGUUUUCCCAUGCACUUUAAAUAAUUGUAAAACCGUGACCCAAGGAGAUGUAAAAAAAAACAAAACAAAACAUCCACACAGCCAGCGUUAACAGUUCAUUUCAAAGCAGAAUGAAUCAUUGUGCCAGGAAGGACCACAGCCGCUGUAUUCCGGAGAUGCUUCAUUAGCAUAAAGACAUCACAGACGAACAUGAAACAUGUUCUCUUCUGCAUUUUUCAGAGAAUGGAAAUGCCUACUUUGGCAACCCUUUUGAAAAGUAGCAUUUAUGGAAAAAAAUAUAUUCAAUAAGGGAUUAAGAGCCUAAGAGCUAUUAAUGAAUAUUAAGGCAGUGAUUCACAAAAAUGGACUCCCCCUUGCAGUGAACUUCCAAACAGACGGCAUUUGCCCAGUAGGGGUCCAGCUAGUCUUUGGAGCGCACGCGCUAAUGGGACAGCAGCCACAUGGGCCUCGCUCAGACGCGGCAGCUCGCACAAAGCCGCCUGCUGCCAUCCCCGGGAGCGCCUGCAGAGCCCCCGCCAGCCUGCCACGGACGAUUUUCCUCCAAGACAUAAUGGCAUCUCAUAGCGGGAAGUGACAGAGCUAUCAUUAUGCACUUGGGAGAAUAUUAAGGGCCGGCUUAAUUAAACUUAGGUAAGAAGAUUCAUUUAAGUCCUGGUCACCCUGCCAGGAAGAUAUGGUGCUAUUUUAGAAAAAAACAAAAACAACCUACAAUUUGAAUUUUAUGUGCCAGUUACUGGUUUUUACAGAAGCAUGCUGUUUUUCCAAUUUUAAAAACAUUCUUCUAUUUUUCGUCACUAUUCUACCAAGGCAGCAGUUUGACAUUUGGUAUUAAUAUUUUCUAUAAAGUUGAGAAGAUACGUCGAUGUAGAAUGAGUGGUUUUCUGAAUAGCAAAGGAUAUAUUUCCUAUUCUGGUAGGGAUUCAGUGGUCUAAUCCUAAAAAUCAGAAAGCUUGUUGGAAAUAGUAUAGGAAACCUGCCUUCCUCAUUUAAUAACAUGUCAUUUUGCAAAAAAACCAAAGAAAUUCCUCAUGAGCAAGUGACACUCAUUUUCGUGUUUAGUUUCAACGCCCUUAAAAAUAAUUGAGAAAAAAACUCAAUUAAAAUUUUGUUCAUGAGAUGUUUUCCUUGCCAAACAUUGAUUAGCAAUGAGCUCUUAUAUGUAGAACAUAUUUCAAAUGGCUCUUGCCAUGGGCUACUCCCAGGAUGGCAAUUUAUUUUAAUACUUUCCAGUAAAAAGAAAAAAAGUGUACAUUUUAAGAUGAAAGAAGAAUAUUUCCUAGUUUAUUUGACCCAUUUAUUGAUUGUUUUUAAUCAUGCAAUGGCAUGUUAAAUAUUUUUGAGCACCUGAAAUUUAAGGCAAUUUGAACCUCGUUUGUAAUUACACUUUUUUGUUUCCUGAGUUUUAUUAUGUGUCACCAAACACCAAGCUUUCUAAAAUUUUAUCUUGUUCAUUCACGAAUUUGGUCUGAGAACAUUUUCUGGGAAGAGAUAAGGAUGAGAAAUAGAACGUUAGAAACAUACCUUGCCUGCUGAAGUAUUUUAAGCACGUUAGAAUAUUAUCUUAGUCAACUUGCCAAAUACAUCUUAAAACACAGGCUGAAUUAAGUGGGCAAUUUACUCCACAGUGAGCCUGGGAUUAUGUUGGAGACUGAUUGUUCAAAAUAGUGAUAUUGCAAGAACCCCACUCCAAAUGCCGCACAAUUGUUGCCUUCCGAUUUUGAAAAAUUAUUUUAACUGGUCUAAAGGGCAAACCAGUGGAACAAGUAUCUCCUCGGAUUCGAAGACUCGGCUUUCUUCACCUGGUUAAAUACGAGUGUACUUUGAAAUGUCCCUUCUCUGUGAAGGAUGAACAAAACAAAACGGUGGUUCUAACCCAUGACUGGUGAUGAUCCUUAUCGAAAGUUCCUUCCCAGGAAUCCCCUCCCCCACCUCAUUGGUUAGAAAGCAUCUAGAUUGUCCAAUGGGAAUUGCCCUGGGUCACAUGGGGGAGGACGGGAUGUUUCCUUUUGGGUUCUUACUCUCAGGGAAUGGAUCCCCAUCCAUGCAGGUGUCCAGGUACCCAGGCCUCUGUGCUGCCCGUGGUGGGUGGCUCGUUUCUUGUCCUCUCGUCUUUCCCAGACCUGAACUCAGAGACCACUUCCUGUGAGCUGCUACCUUCCCCUCUGGCCUCACAGCGUCUUAAUGCAGCCUCUGUCUGUCUCCCAUACUCUGGAUGGUCCACAGCUCCCAGCUGAGGCCUCCACUUGUCAAAUCCCAGUCAUUUCUCCGAGAUGUAAACUUGGUUUUUCUUUGGCUUAAAAAUUGUUGAGUGACUCCUAUGCCUGUGAAGUCCAAGUGACUUCUGGGGGAGUGACAGGCUGCCCGCAGCUCACCUGUACUCUCAUCCCGGGGGCGUGUUCCCAGCUCUGUGACGAGCCUCCUGCUCUUUCUCCCAGUGACGUCCCUGCUCAAGGAAGUUUACCUGGGACACAACUGCUUCUUUACCGGAAGGAGCUGGAGGGGAGGGGUGCGGUGUGAAUUUCCCCAGGGAGAUUCCGACUCCCUUCCACUGCUCCUGGGACAACAAAUGGGCCUGGCCACACUCUCAUGCUCCCUCCUCGAUCCCGUAAGGUCUCCUCACACUUCUCCCAUCCUCUUGCUCCAGUGCAAGCCCUCACGGGCAGGGCCAGGCUUCACUCAACUUUGUACACUCAGUGCCUACCCAGGGCUGAGUGCAUUGUUGACAAUUCUGUGUUCAGUGACAGUUCAAUAGGUAGCAUUAGGCGUUCGAUCUGUGCGUGUAGGGUUUCGUGGACAAAAGGGUAACAAGUAUAAAUCAUUUCUUAUUUCAAAAUAUGUGAAUGCACCAACAGACCUGCAUACCCACCAUCUCCUCCUAACAGUGAUGACAGAAAGCCAAUCGAUGAGCUGUAGCCACUGCCCCCUCCUGAAAUACAGCUUACUUUUCCAACACUGAAAUUUCAGAAAUGAUAAGAUCCAUGCGAUUUGGCUGAGAGAAGGCUCUUCACUGAAAUGUGACAAGACUUAACUGAUGCUGUAACCUGAACUCCCUCAUCACAUAAGAGCUUCCUAGUGCAAGACCGCGUCAACGAAGUUUGUAUACUGUCUUUGGUGCUUUGAAAGAUAGUCAGUGGAAUGGUCCACUAAAACCGGAUUGUAUCAGAUUUUAUUUUGAGCCUCUUGUAGAUUUUAAUGAAGCAAAACCAUUCUGUGUGCUCCAGGAAAUGACAUUAGAUUUGUUUCUAUCAGCUCACCGAACGAAUUUGAUAAUUUUUAUUUUUAUUUGGUAUGACUGCAAGAAGAGUGGGAAAAUGUGGACUUUGGAACUGGUUUGAAGCUGGCUCUGUCCCUUUCCUGCUGUAUCACCCGGGGUGAGUUAUACCUACUCUCUGAACCCCAUUUUCCUCAUUUAUAAAAUGGGACAUAACAUCUACUCUUACAUUGAAAAUUAAGUUAGAUUAUACAUCUAGCACGUAGCAGUCAUUGCAUAUUUAUUCUGAUCACAUCUUCUAUUUAAAAUAAUUUAAUAUGAAAAAAACAUUUCUUGGGUUUUUUUCCAUAGUUGAAUUAUAUUAUGAUUCUUACAGGGCAUAUAAAUUACUGAUUAGAAUUAUUUAUACCUGGCCAAUUCUUCGUGUCUUUGGGAAUGUUAUUUUAUUUCAAUUCUCAAAGUUACUGUCACUCACCCCCCUCCACACACACACACACAAAAUCACAAUUUCCUACAGGGACAUUAUCAGGAAGUUCUGCAGGGAACAAAACAAUUGACAUUAAAAAUCAGUACUCUGCAAUUGUCACCGUUAUUAUCUGCCAGAGACUCUGCAUAAUGCAUUUUAAACCACCAAGGCUGGCUGCCACAUCCACGUGAAAUGCUUGAAUUUUAUGGUGCUUAAAUAUUUAAUGAUUCAUAGGAAAAAAUGUGAGAUGUGUCCAAUAAAUUGCAUCCCUUUCUCUAACCUAUAGUUAUAAAGUAUAAAGACUUUCAACAUGUAACAUUUGCAAGAUACCUGGUCUACUAUUGACAC